AGGGAAGUACUGUGACAGCUGUGAGCCAGGUUACACAGGGAAAUACUGUAACAGCUGUGUGACAGGUUACUGCAAGGGUGGAUGUGAUGAACAUGGAGAUAAUUGUGACAGUACAUCUUGUAAAACAACAUGCCACCCAAACUGUAAAACAAUUAAUGAUUUCACUCAAAACCACGUGCAAUGCACUGGGCCGUGUAUUAACGCUAACUAUUAUGGAAAUAUGUGCACUAUCCCUUGUCCACGUAACUGUGACAGAUGUGAGAAGACGUCAGCCAAGUGUCUCAACUGCUCCAUGGGUCUGAGAGGAGAAUUUUGUAAUGAAACGUGUCCAUCUAACUGUAAACUGUGUGGUCGCUAUGACAACACAUGUAAGGGACUCUGUCUCGACAAGAACUAUCACGGACUAAAUUGCUCUGAUCCUUGUCCCGUCGGCUGUGAGGGGUGUGAGAAGGACACCGGACUGUGUAUCGGUUGUGCUCAGGGCUUCAGCAGGAAAUACUGUGAUGAUAUUUGCUCUCCAUGUUCAGAGGACACCUGCCACCGAGCACCUUGUCAAAAACGUUCUUCCGAACACAUUUUGGUUGUUUCUUUUGGGACAUUAGCAGGAGUCCUAUGCUGUGCUGUGAUAGCCCUGAUCAUAAUGUUUCGGAUACAUCUCAAGAGGAGAAACAUAGAUGAUCCCCGCUGCACCAAUAGGUCAAGAAGAACCACUAGCGACAAUGUGACAUACUGUGAGAUAGAGGACAGCUUAGUGUCGAACCAUCAACAACGAACAACACAACAAACGAGACCAGCAUUACCUUUGAAAGAAAUCCCUUCCAAAAGAAGACCUGCUGUAUUGGGUGCAUCAGCGCUUCCUGAGGCGGAGAGUGUCUUCUGGUGUGAUUCGGUCCAGAACGAGUGUGACGCUGGUAUAAGGAUGUCUGAGCAAAUCCAACAUAUGACUGAAAAGACUGAUUCGAUCAUUUUCAUUGAAGAACAUUGUGAUCUGUCAAAUACCAGUGUCAGAUAUCUUACCACCAACAGCAAAACAUAGAGUAACCAGUGCAUGCUUGAAAUGUAAAGAUUAAAAAAGAGCCCCAUUUAAUUUUAAUGAUGAAUACAUGUGCUUUUAGUUGGUUGGUUUGUUUGUUG
Molecule: messenger RNA, 1134 nt
Organism: Haliotis rufescens (red abalone)
Lineage: Eukaryota; Metazoa; Mollusca; Gastropoda; Lepetellida; Haliotidae
Exons: 3
Coding region: 221-1036 (271 amino acids)
Source: RefSeq, a predicted model, not a curated record